Molecule: messenger RNA, 1474 nt
Organism: Capsicum annuum
Lineage: Eukaryota; Viridiplantae; Streptophyta; Magnoliopsida; Solanales; Solanaceae
Product: heptahelical transmembrane protein 1
Exons: 4
Coding region: 197-1255 (352 amino acids)
Biological process (GO): response to hormone
Cellular component (GO): membrane
Molecular function (GO): signaling receptor activity
Source: RefSeq, a predicted model, not a curated record
AAUAUAUUCUUUAUAAAUGGUCCUUCUUCCUAACUUUCUACUGAAUAAUUACUUGGACAAACACAGAAAAAAAACACCACAAAACCACGCAUCAAACUCCAAAAAUUAGCAAAAACUCAUCAAGAAAAAAAGAAAAUAUCUUUCUCUUUCUCUCUUUUUCUUUUUUUUUUCUUCUUCUCUUUUUUUUUUUUUAAAGAUGAUGAAUCAAGAAAAAGAUCAUCAAAAUCUUGAUUCAAAGAGAAGCAAGAAGAUGAAGAAUAAGAAGAAUAAUAUUGAAAGAAAUAUAAGGGAAAAAUAUCCUUUAAUUUCUUAUCAAGAAUUACCAGAAUAUAUGAAGGAUAAUGAAUUUAUUUUGAAUUAUUAUAGAGCUAAUUGGCCUCUUAAACAAGCAUUUUUCAGUAUUUUCACUUGGCAUAAUGAAACUCUAAAUGUCUGGACGCAUUUAAUUGGAUUUAUUCUAUUUAUGGUAUUAACCAUUGCUAAUGCAGAACAUAUAUCUCAACUUGCUGAUUUUAUGACUAUGUUUAUCAGGAAUUUUCCAACUAGUGGGGAUGCAAACAUCUCUCAAAAUUCAAAGGGAGAAACAACCAGGCUAACUGACCAACACUUACAAAUGGACAUAACAUUAUCAGAAAGUGCAACAAAUGAAGCAACUUGGCCAUUCUAUGUAUUCUUAGCUGGUGCAAUGUUGUGUCUUUUAUCAAGUAGUAUUUGCCAUCUUUUCUCAUGUCAUUCACAAAGAUUGAAUCUUUUCUUGGUACAAAUUGACUAUGUUGGCAUUACAAUCAUGAUCAUCACCUCAUUCUUUCCACCAAUGUACUAUAUCUUUCAAUGUUCACCACAUUGGCAAGUUGUGUACCUCACUGGGAUAACAAUCUUGGGAGUUUGCACUAUCAUAACUCUGCUCUUCCCCGUGUUUUCGACAGGGAAAUAUAGGUCUUUUCGGGUUGGGUUGUUCAUGUCGAUGGGUUGUUUUGGUAUCUUUCCUGCAAUUCAUGCACUUGUUGUGAAUUGGAGUGAUCCUAUGAGGAAUGUAACACUUGCAUAUGAAUCCAGCAUGGCAUUGUGUUAUGUAAUAGGGGCUACAUUUUAUGUUAGCCGCGUACCGGAGAAAUGGAAGCCUGGAUUGUUCGAUCUAGUUGGUCAUAGUCAUCAAAUAUUUCAUACGUUUGUUGUGUUUGGUGCAUUGGCUCACUAUGGCGCGGCAAGGAUCUUCUUGGAGUACAGGACUCGAUUUGGAUGUGACAAUAGAUAGAAGAUGAAUUGACUGAUGCAUUUCGAUAUGAUGUGUUAUGUUUGAUACAUGUAGUACCGGUACUUUGUAUGUACGAAGAGCUAUGUAUAGCCAGGGACGGAUUUAGAGCAAGUUUUAUGGUGGUCAACUCAACUCAUUAGUUUGUGCUCGAAUCAUGUAUUCAUGUCCUAAAACAUAUACAUAAGAUUAUGCUUAUUCUGAAUCAGUUUACUACUUUGA